ACAAACCUGCACUCGGCUUGCUCUUUGACACGUACACGCUCUCCCGCAGACACUUGCAUACCUUCACUUUGCUUUUGCAGUGGUUCGUCCCACGACGCUGCGUUCCUCGACCCUUGCAGCCCCUGCAGCCCAGAGGUUCGUUAUCGGCUUAUCGGCGCCGACUAGACAUUCGACAACUUUCUGGCCCGCACAGCUCCAACAGCUGUCGCCGGCUUCACACGACACACUCCGCUCAACCAUCAACGCGUCGUCUCUGGCUCCUUGCACCGGAUCACAUACGACUACUGGAUUCCGAGCCUCUAUCUGCUCUUCUUACUACACGCAUCGCUGUUGCCUGGUACGUCAGAGCGUAAGCAGCGCACGCACUCAACCUUCACCCCAGAGUAAGCGCAGCGGGGUAAUCCGGGACAUCUCAGGCCACAAAGUCCAGCACCUAUCGAGUUUGCGAUUACAGUACGCGACAGUGCGACAGAGACAGUCUCUUCCAUCAUGGCAUCUGUUCAGCAGCAAGCCAAUGGCAACGGCAAUGGCGCAGCAGUGAGGCCCCCAAGACCGGAGCACGAGGGCCCCCAAGAGAACAUCUUCCUCUUCAUUCCCAACUUGAUUGGCUACUCGCGCGUCUUCCUUGCCUUGACAUCGCUCUACUACAUGCCUCUCCACCCACGCACAUGCACUCUCCUCUACAGCGUAUCCUGUCUUCUGGAUGCACUGGACGGCUAUGCCGCCCGCAAAUACGAACAGAGCACCAAGUUUGGCGCCGUUUUGGACAUGGUCACGGACAGGUGUACAACAACCUGUCUGCUCGUUUUCUUGGCCCAGGCUUUCCCUAGGUGGAGCAUCGUGUUCCAGCUACUGAUUUCCCUAGACCUGGCAAGCCACUACAUGCACAUGUAUGCCACCUUAAGCAUGGGUGGUAGCGCGCGCAGCCACAAGAAUGUCGACGAGAGCAGGAACUGGCUGCUGAAGCAGUACUACUCGAACAACAAAGUUCUUUUCACCCUCUGCGCCAUGAACGAAGUCUUCUUUAUCGCCCUCUAUCUUCUCUCGUUCAGCUCACCCUACCUCUCGCCGACCCUGUUCUCCGAUUCCAAGAACCCGUCUUCACUGCAACCCGGCUCGCCCGCGGCCCCGGAGCCUUCCAUGUUCUUCGCUAGCCCCUUUUCUGCUGCAGCUAUGGAGAUGGCUCGCGCAAACAAGAUGGAUUCCACUGUCCCUUGGAUCUUCAUGGUGGUAGCGCUGCCAUUUAUGCUAAUCAAGCAAUGGAUCAAUGGGGUGCAGAUGAAGACAGCAAGUCAAUGGCUUGCCGAAGGUGACCGUGAGGCGAGGAGGCUGGCAGGCCUACCCAGAAGAAAUGGCUCGAAGAAGAGCCAGUAAACAUGUCGUUGAAAGACGAGAUAGCAACUUUCACCGCAUCGCGCAGCUGUGUCUGCCUAUGUAGGCUGUGUGGACUGGCUUAGCGUUGAGGUUCAGCUGUGGUAUGGCAAAUCCUUUGCCAAUGCCAAUUUUCUCAGCAAGGCGCGGGUAACCCAAUGGCCCCAUGCAGUGGUCUAAAGUAUACCGGUCACUGUGCAUUUCCUACACCUUCUUCCAUUAGCGAUCUUGUAGUCACUGGCGAUUUGGCUUUUUGCCCCUGGCACCAUAGUCUUUCUAUUUUCCAUUUCCAGAGUCUUGACCGCACACUUGCGCUUUAUUUGCACUACUUACUUCUGCCUUUCGUUUACAUAUUGUAACUCUUAUAGAUCGUGUCACGGCAUAAUAUUCGAACGAGCUUGGAUGGUCUCGUCCAUAAUAAUCAAGUACAGAAACGAAACAAGAAAAACAUACGUAAGAGCACUUUUCACUUUUAGCGUGAUAUGAACGGAG
Messenger RNA from Bipolaris sorokiniana ND90Pr, 1863 nucleotides. RefSeq lists its product as uncharacterized. The coding region runs from base 490 to 1374 and encodes 294 amino acids. Gene Ontology annotation, molecular function: CDP-diacylglycerol-inositol 3-phosphatidyltransferase activity. Gene Ontology annotation, cellular component: membrane; Golgi apparatus. The record is from RefSeq and is a predicted model, not a curated record. Lineage: Eukaryota; Fungi; Ascomycota; Dothideomycetes; Pleosporales; Pleosporaceae. The transcript is spliced from 3 exons. Gene Ontology annotation, biological process: phosphatidylinositol biosynthetic process.